AAAACCUUCCCUACGGUAACUAGACAAGUGGGAAGAAUAGAAAAAUUAUAAUAAUUCCCUAAAUGGAUGCAUGAAGACUCAUCUGAGAGAAAUAUUUGGUAAAUAUGUGAAGAAGGAAGAACUGGUUGAAGUUUUCUGGGACCGUCGAGGAUGAAAAUAAAGGAUUCUGGAGGAAAGGCAACCAGUUUGCAGUUCGCGCUCUAUGAUCAAGUUUAAACAUACCAGGACAGGGCUGUGGCUAGAAAGAUUGCUUUCCUGCUUAUAUAUUCUUCUCGUUUUGAUUGUACAUGCUUAUGGACAAACGCGUGACCACUGUGGUGCAAGCACUAGCUCAAUCGAGCAAGAUGGGUUUCAUUUUUACAAAUUUGGCCGAUCCUCGGGGCUGGAAAACUGCGUGAAUUCGUGCUGUGGAGAGGAAACAUGCGAGAUUGCUUUCCUACUUGGCUUGAGGUGCUUUGGUUUGGCUUGUGGAAAGCCAGAGAUUUGUCACAGGGUAGCAGAUCAGUUAGUGACUGCUCAUGAUCAACGCAUCGAUGAAGAUAACCAUAAACAUUAUCACACAACUUCAGGAAUUCAGAAGCAAUCUGUUCUCGCAAGCAGCCCCAAAUGUCCUCGACCCUUUGCCACGAGUUUUACAUUCCCAGUUUCAGACGCAAGUCCACAAACCAAAAAGUUUGAGAUUCUAUUCAAUGGCACUAUCACAGAAAGUGAUUGUGCAGAUCUUUGCUGCAAGACUCCUGGAUGUAAUCUUGGGUUUGUGGAAGAGAGUGCGUGCUAUGGAGUCAGCUUUAGAGGAGCCGGGAAGUAUUAUCACUCUGGUGAUGCGAAAAUGAAUAAAAUGAUGUCUUUGGCAAUGGCCAUCAUAGAUCGUAAAAGAGAGAUUUCAAGAAGUGUUGAUGAAACUGAAGACAGUACCGACAAUGACAAUAAUGACCAAUUGACAUUCAUUGACAAGAAUAAGCUUACUUCAGCUGAUGAAUACGGUGAUAAUGAUGAUGAUAUUGAUGACAUUGGAUCUGAAACUGCUGAUUCCAAAAUGGCUCUCCAUGACAAUGAUCCCACCCACAGGUCUAUAAAACAGAAAACGUUAGGAGGUGCUGCAGAAAAGAAUACUGUACAUAUCAGAGACAAGGCCAAGGAAAAUUGGGCAAAGACUGCGUCGAAACAACGAAAUCCAAUUCAAACCAAAUCUCAACCCUUAAGGUCGAGGGAACAAAGCGCUUUAAACAAGCAAAUGCACAAAUCAAAGGACGGGACCAUUGGCCAAGUAUUAAAUAUUCCUGUGGAAAAUGUACCUCAAAACAGUGGCUUGCAUGAAAAGCAAAAUGGUAUGGGAAUGCGAAACACAGCUGGAAAAGUUUUGGAUAAAACUAAGGAAAGGCUAAAUAAGCACGACGUUUUCUCCAAGUCGGGAAGAAUAAAUGCAACAAAGUGGACAAAAAGUAAAACGGUUUCUGAGGAGACUGACAAAAUAUUCAGUGAAUACAAAACUGCCUUGAAGAACAGCACGAGCAAACUUACAAAUGGACGCCGUAAUUUGAACAAAUUCGAAAAAAUGCGGAAUAAAAAUGAAAAUGUAUCUGCUAACAGAGAACCUGUCUUUGCUAAAAUACCUUCCAAUAACAAGCAAACUGCACAAGGUCACCACAUGAGCAAUGCAUCGAAGAGUGUCUCGAAGCUUCUAUUUCACAACAAAACCAGUGCAACAUUGAAAUACUUUGAAAACCCAAGUCAUUAUGAUGGCAGAAAACAACAACGUGAUGCCAAUUUCUCGUCACUUGGAAAUACUACCAGAACUGCAUUUUCAACUCACAAUAUUAUAAACUCGGCCAAGAAUCAAGUUGCGGAAGGAACGCCUAAUUUUACAAUCCCAUCUUUCCAUCCUUUAAAUAACUCAAGGAAGGGCAUAGAUCAUAGUGCUGUGGGAAAAGUUGUGAAAAGUUUUAGAAACAAUGAGGUUUAUGGCACGCGGGAUGAAAGUUUUACUAAUACCAAACCAAGGAAGACUGUGGAAGACAUGGAUCUAAAGGAAGGACAGAUCAAACACCAAGCCAAGUCUAAUAUUAGUGAAACAUCACCAGUACAGCUUAAAUUUGACAAAGAACAGUUGCCUGUUGAUAAUUCUGCGAGAGUAAAUAUAUCUUGGAAUGAAAACGUUAAUAAAAGGAAUGACAAUACUGAAAGUGAAGAUUCAUCUCAUGUCGUGACUCAUUCACCUGUUUUAGUGAAUGAGGCUAAAAGGAGAGAUUUUAAUACCAAAACGUCUGAGAGGUUCUCGCAAGGAAAGCAUCCUACAUCACUGACUGCAGAAAAACAAAGACAUAUACACUGGAAUCAGACAAUAAAGCAAAACGAUUCUAAUCAUGGUGUCCAAACAGUCCCUUGUCAGUUCAAAAGUAAUAGAACGAUGCAUGGACUACGUGUGAAUGCAUCAAGUGAAAAAGUAGAUGUUGGGAAUGAAACCUUAGAUGAGGAUCUUCAUGAAGCACAAGCUGCAAAUACCGUGCAGUUCAAAGGAACCUUAAAUACGCUACAGGUAAACUUGACAAGUAAGGUAAAAGAUGAUGAUGGAAAUGAGACAAUUGACGAACGUCCUCAGGAAGCAAAAACGGCGAACCUGCACACUAAACAACCGAUAGAUACGCUACGAAAAGGUGACGGAGUUGAGAGUGAAACCUUAACAGGGCCUCAUCCCUUGCAUCAUAAUGGAACACUGCUGUAUGUGAAUCAAACAAGGAAAGGAAAAUCUUUUAAGAGCGAUAAGACACUCGAAAAACUUCCAUAUCAAACACCUAAAUUGGAUCAGUUGAAAAACAAUAAAACGAUAAUCACAUCACUGCAAACGGAUCAAAGAAGAAAACAUGUAAAUGUAAAUGGCACAAGGAAACAAAAAGAUGCCUUCAGGGUUAAGAAUAAGCAAACCAAGAAAUAUCAGGAUGAAACAGUAAAUCACUUGCGCAUUUACCCAAGCCAGCACAGCGAAGAAGAAAAGUUUUCUAAUGUUCAUACAAGCGUAGAGACAAACAAGACUGAAAACCAUGCAGCAUCAUCAACAAAUGUUGUAAUGAAAAACUAUCCAUCAAAUUUUACGAGGAUGAGACAGGAAAGUAAUAAUUCAAAGUUUCUUGACAUCUCGACCACGUCUUCUAAUUCUAAUUCAAAUAUGACUAAGAUUCAUAAUUAUAUCAACAUGACAGAUGGUAAUGCGGCUAAUCUCAGCUCUGCAACAGUAGUAUCAGAAAAUGUUCAUCAGAUUAUUCUUCCCCGUCACAAGGCAGGUUCUAAAAGUCAGAAACCUGGAGCCAUUGUCGUCAAGAACAGUGGAGAUGCAAAAGAAUAUUGGCCUGAAAAGAAGGACAUAAAAAGUUCGACAAACGGAACCAACGAUAAGCAUGCAAAGUCUGGAGUCAAACUAAGAAGUAAGAAAGUAUUUAGACCUACUGUGAAGCGAGAUAUUUCGACAUUAGAAAGGACUGGCACGCUUAAAAGCAACAAAUUUCAUUCUGAUGACGUUGGCCAGAAAGAGGAAAAGCACCAUAGAAGUACGCAAUUGCCCAAAAUUAAUUCUAAAUUGAUGAAUCACACAAGUGAGCAAGUUAGCCUAAGCACCAAGUCUCAAACAAUGAAUAAGUCUUUGGAAACUAAACAAGCAGCCAAAGCAAACAAUGAUUCUGCAAAAAUGAAAGUCAGCACUUUUGGUACCUCGAAAGGGACUACUGACAACACCAAGUCCUCUCCUGAAAAUAGGAAAUUUGAGAAAAUCGAAAGCGAACACGACCAGGAAUCGGAACAAGUUCGUCCUCAUGAAAAAUCGAGAAAAGCCUUAACUAGUCUAAUUGAUGCUAAUGAUGCGGAUGAUCCUGAUGAUCUUGGAACAGAUGAUGACAUUCAAAUUUAUGCACAUGUUCAUGGUGUUCCAAAGCCAACUAAAGCAACAGUGGCACCUCGACCUUUUGAUAAAGCAUCUUCAACGAAUAACUCCAGCAAAAUAACCAGCAAAGAAACGAUAAAUGGAAUGCUUGAGAUGAAGAAAGUGGCACCGAGUAAUUCUACUCAAAUAAGUAAAAAAACGGAAGAAAAGGAUGCAGAGAGAAAUCACACUAUCAAAAUAACAGGGAAACCUCAAAUGGACUUUUUUCAGUCUAAAGAAGAAAGCAGAAAGCCUGCCAAGCCAUCAGUUAUUUUGAAAAACGAAACAAAUGAAGAUCCUGACGAUCUUGGGGCAGAUGAUGAAGAUAUACAAAUCUAUGCACAUCAGAACAUACAACCAACUAUUGCAACAACAGACAGGCUUUCAAAGCAUUCGGGAACUACGCCCGUUACACCAAACCAGCAACAAAGCUUGAAUGAGAAACAACCAAAAGGAAAAGCUGUUUCUGAGGAUCAACUUAAGUCCUUUUCCAAUAAAACUGAAAAGAACUUGGCAAAGAACAUUCAACCUGCCAUUGAUAAUUUGUCGAAGGGCAGUUUAAGCAGAAAUAAGACUUUUGAUGGAAUGAAAGUUUCAAGCCAAAAUAGGACUAUGAAUUCUUCGCUUCCAUCAGAACCAAAAAGGGGGCAUAAACGCCAUGGAAAAGAACACCAGAAAAAUUUCAUCACGAGCAGCAAUCACACCAAAAACACAACGUCUAGCCCUUUGAAAUCAGCUACAAAUACAAGGACUAUUCGUCUGAAAGCAAAAGCUGCAAAAAAUCAAAGAAAUGACUUGAAAUCCAAAACACCCUUGCAAGUAACGAAGGUUGUUGUAGGCACACUUAACGUGAGCCACACAAAGAAGAACAGCUCAAGACAUUUAAAGACUGUCAUUGAUGGGUCAAAGAAAGGGGUAUUAAUCCAAAAGGUGAAGAAAACGAAACUUGCCUUGUCUGGAGAAAAUGUGAAGCCAAAAUAUGUGAAAACUGAAGUUCAUAAGUUUGGAAAAGCACUAGAGAAAAAGAGAAAACACAAUGUGAAUGUAGUUAAGAAUAGAAAGGCAUUACCAAAUAAGAACAAAAUACAAUCAAAAAAGAAAACUAAACAAAGAAAGAUGUCAACGUACCACAGUAAUGCUGAAAGUGCUGUUGUGAAGAAAUCUAAGAACCAACCGAUAGGAAUCUUAAAGAAUAAGAAAAGCAUGAAGAAAAAACAAGAUAAAUAUCAAGCAAAUGUCGUGUCGAAAAAGACAAAACUUAAAAAGACAAAAAUCAAGGCGAGUAAGCACAUUAAAAAAAUCCUGAAAGUUUGUCGCGAGAAAGAAAGACCAGAAGAAAGAUCCACAUGA
This is a messenger RNA of Actinia tenebrosa (Australian red waratah sea anemone), 5260 nucleotides long. RefSeq lists its product as uncharacterized. Gene Ontology annotation, biological process: adenylate cyclase-activating G protein-coupled receptor signaling pathway. Gene Ontology annotation, cellular component: membrane. NCBI's taxonomy places the organism in Eukaryota, Metazoa, Cnidaria, Anthozoa, Actiniaria, Actiniidae. Gene Ontology annotation, molecular function: G protein-coupled receptor activity. The record is from RefSeq and is a predicted model, not a curated record.